Molecule: messenger RNA, 1563 nt
Organism: Rubroshorea leprosula
Lineage: Eukaryota; Viridiplantae; Streptophyta; Magnoliopsida; Malvales; Dipterocarpaceae
Source: the annotation of a GenBank genome assembly
UUGAUUUUAUUCAUGAGAUUUUGUGAUUUGGAUAAGUUCCGAGCCUUGUGCACUUGUGGGACCCGUCUCACGAGUGCACGGCGUCUGUCGCGCCUCGGAUUUGGGUUCUGGGGCGUGACAAUAAAAAAAAAAAAAUUUGGCUUUUCUUCAUGAAAAGGAAGAUGAUGUGUUUCCAUUAUUUUUUGUAUACAGAUAUGAGACGAGGUAUGCGAGGUGCAUCUUCUUCUAGACAGCAGGUUGAUCCAGAGGGAGAACCACAGAGGUCAUUUCGUCGUCUUAUUCGGGGGCCUCGUAGGGCUGUUCCUACACAGCAACAGUUACCUAGCUUGAGCCAGCAUCCCGCACAGCAACAGAUUUUCAAUUUGACUCAGCUUCCCACAUAGCUGCAACAGGAGCAACCCACUGUUACUCAACCACCAUUGGCCGAUGACCAAUUAACUGGUGAUGAUGCAACAAUGGAGGAGGACACUGAAGAGCGUAAUUUGGAGGCUGAGUUAGAGGUUGAGUAUGCUGUGCUUGAUCUUGAGUUAGAUGCUCAGUUGAAGGAGGAGCUAUCACGUGCUGUCCCGAAGACAGGACGUGGCAUGGAUAAAGGAGAUGACGCUCCUGCAGACCCGAGUCAGAGGAAGGUGCUUAGCCUUAAUCGCCGAGGCACGUUCAACCAUGAGAGGUUUGGGAGGGCUGCCACAGUCAUUUGGAAGUACUUGUAUGAUGAGCCAGUGCUUUUCUGGUCUAGCUGGCCUGAGGAAAAGAAGAGGGUUGCUUGGGAGAAUUUUCAGAGGACAUAUUAUUGGGAAGAGGAUGAUGCUCGUGUGUAUAAAGUCUGAAGAUUACAUUGUCGAAACCGUUUUCGAGACGAGUUUCAUCGAGCUCGAAAGGCGUGGGUCAGGAACAAGAAGUUGCCCGAGUUCAUGCAUAAAAUGACAAUUUAAGGAAAAUUUUUCUAUUUUUAAAGAAAAAUCAAAUAAAUUAUUAACAUUUAAUUUUUUUUUUCAUUGUAGAGGACAUAUUAUUGGGAAGAGGAUGAUGCUCGUGUGUAUAAAGUCUGAAGAUUACAUUGUCGAAACCGUUUUCGAGACGAGUUUCAUCGAGCUCGAAAGGCGUGGGUCAGGAACAAGAAGUUGCCCGAGUUCAUGCAUAAGGAUACUUUUAAAAUUUUGUUGGCAAAAUGGAGGAGUCCAAAAUAUAUUGCACUCCAGGAAAGAGGUCGAGAAAACCGAUCAAAGGGUGAUCGUGUGACCCACACAACUGGAUGCCUUUCUAUUGGGAUCCAUGAGGAUCGACUGGCGGCUAAAAGAGGAGGAGUUAGGCCGACACCGUUAGAGUCGUACUUGUUGACUCACACGACUCGCCGACCUGAUGCUCCAGAAGAUGCCCCACCCGCUUGGAUAUGUCUACAGGCUGAGUAGACAUAUAACGAUGCUCACCAAAAAUAUGUGGAGAAGCAUGGGCCAGACAAGGAUUCAUGGCCAGAAUGGGAUCCACUUAUCUGGAAGAAGGUGGUUGGACCUCCUAAAAAGGGUCAGAUGAGAGGGAUGUCUACAUUACAAGAUCCAGCAAAGC